Messenger RNA from Lonchura striata (white-rumped munia), 1290 nucleotides. The record is from RefSeq and is a predicted model, not a curated record. Lineage: Eukaryota; Metazoa; Chordata; Aves; Passeriformes; Estrildidae.
GCCAUGGCACAGACGCUGCAGAUGGAGAUCCCCAAUUUCGGCAACAGCAUCCUGGAGUGCCUGAACGAGCAGCGCCUGCAGGGGCUCUUCUGCGACGUCUCCGUGGUGGUCAAGGGCCACGCUUUCAAAGCCCACCGGGCCGUGCUGGCUGCCAGCAGCUCCUACUUCCGAGACCUGUUCCACAGCUCCAAGAGCGCUGUGGUGGAGCUGCCGGCGGCCGUGCAGCCCCAGUCCUUCCAGCAGAUCCUCAGCUUCUGCUACACCGGCCGCCUCAGCAUGAAUGUGGGCGACCAGUUCCUGCUCAUGUACACGGCCGGCUUCCUGCAGAUCCAGGAGAUCAUGGAGAAAGGCACCGAGUUCUUCCUCAAGGUCAGCUCGCCCAGCUGCGACUCGCAGGGCCUGCACGGCGACGACACGCCGGGCUCAGAGCCGCAGAGCCCAGUGGCCCAGACGUCGGCGGCGCAGGGCUGGGCGGCCGCGCUGCCCUUGGUGUCACGGGUCAAGACGGAGCAGGGUGAGCCCGACGGCGUGCAGUGCACCUUCGUGGUCAAACGCCUCUGGGACGGCGCCGCCAAGGACACCGGCGGCAACGGCAGCCGGAAAAUGGCCAAAUUCUCUGAGGCGGCGCCGCGCCCGCCGCAGCCGCCCGGCGCCGGGACUGGUGCCGGCGGUGCAGCCCCAGCCCCGGCGCCCGCCCCGGCGCCCGGCACGGCUGCAGACCAGACCAGCCCCGGGGGCACGUCCAGCGCCUACACCAGCGACAGCCCCGGCUCGUUCCACAACGAGGAGCGGCACAAGGUGCUGCUGCGCCGCCUGCUCGCCUCCUUCUUCGACCGGAACACGCUGGCCAACAGCUGCGGGACCGGGAUCCGCUCGUCCACCAACGACCCCAGCAGGAAGCCACUGGACAGCCGGGUGCUGCACGCGGUCAAGUUUUACUGCCAGAACUUCGCUCCCAACUUCAAGGAGAGUGAGAUGAACGCCAUCGCGGCCGACAUGUGCACCAACGCGCGGCGCGUGGUGCGCAAGAGCUGGAUCCCCAAGCUGAAGCUGCUGAUGGCCGAGGGCGACUCCUACACCUCCUUCAUCAACGACACCGGCAAGCUGGAGCCCGACAUCAUGGGCCCCGAGCCCCCCUUCGAGGCGGGAGGCCCCGAGCCCGAGGGGGGGCCUGCAGGGGAGGGGCUGCAGUGACCCCCCCAGCCCCGAGCCCACCCUUGGGGAUGUGCCCCGAGCAGGGAGGGAACUCGACCCUAAACUGGGGGUGCAGAGCGAUGCCCCCACCCCACC